AUACAAACUUUUCCGACAGCCUUGAAAAACAACCACCCAUCUACGGCGGCCGCCCAUAUAUAGUACUAUGGAUGAUGUUACCUUCAACAAUAACCACCAAUUCUAUUCUGUUGAUCUUUUAGAAGAUAGCGACGGAUUCAAGGCAGCCCCUGCUUCUCCUCCGCCUCCUAAUUCCACCGCCGCCGCCGCCAAGAAGGGAAGAAGAGGGAUGAAGAAGAAAGUGGUGUCGGUGCGGAUUAAUGGCGACGGCCCAAGGAAUUCCUCUGGUUCUACAACUCCACCUUCUGAUUCUUGGGCCUGGAGAAAGUACGGCCAAAAGCCCAUCAAGGGCUCCCCUUAUCCCAGGGCGUAUUAUAGGUGUAGUAGCUCCAAGGGAUGUCCGGCGAGGAAGCAAGUGGAGAGGAACCGGCUUGAUCCGACCAUGUUGCUCAUUACUUAUUCCUGCGAGCAUAACCAUUCCGGUCCGGUUUCCAGAAACAACAAUCAUAACCAAGCCGCCGCCAUCGCCGCCGUGAAACCCACUUCGCCAGAGACGGUUCCGGUUCAUCCAGAACCGGAACCGGAACCGGAGGCGGAAGAGAAAUUUGUGGAGUCGUUAGAGGACCAGUUCAGCUGGUUUGGGGAAAUGGAAACCACGUCGUCCACAGUGCUCGAAACCUCCAUUUUCUCGGGGAGAUCAUCCAGCGGAGUGGGAGAUUCGAUUUCCAGUGACGUGGCAAUGCCUUUUCCGAUGGGGGAUGAUGACGUGGACGACUCUCUCUUUGCGGAUCUCGGGGAGUUGCCGGAGUGCUCUGUCGUGUUCCGACACGGCGGAGGCCCGGGAUUACCAGUCGAUGAACAACCGCCUACAACCCAGCGGCGGAUCACUCCUUGGUGCGGAGCCACCACUUGAGAUGUCCGGCGCGGCCUUCUCUUCGUUUGUAUACUUCUAGGAGCAUCGUCCGCCAUUAAUGCCGGGAAAGUUUCUUUCUUC
Cucurbita pepo subsp. pepo (vegetable marrow) is the source of this 973-nucleotide messenger RNA. RefSeq names its product putative WRKY transcription factor 65. Gene Ontology annotation, molecular function: DNA-binding transcription factor activity; transcription cis-regulatory region binding. The record is from RefSeq and is a predicted model, not a curated record. NCBI's taxonomy places the organism in Eukaryota, Viridiplantae, Streptophyta, Magnoliopsida, Cucurbitales, Cucurbitaceae. Gene Ontology annotation, cellular component: nucleus. Gene Ontology annotation, biological process: regulation of DNA-templated transcription.